ACGGUCGCGAUCCGCGAGAUCCACCAGGCUCAAUCCGACGGGUCGCUGUCCGGGAGCUCGUGCCGUUGAUACGUUGAUACGGUAUUCGUCGAUGCGAAGACCAGCAAUACGCCCGAGUUAAGGCCAGAUCAACCGAGAUUUUUUUUUCUGAGUGAGAAAGUUGAAGAACACGACCCAAGCAAUGAGGUUGAACGAAACGUUUUCCUGAUUCGGCCCACAAUGGCGAUGAGAGUGAGAAUGACACCGAGUCGGAUGAUGAUGGCGCUUCACCGGGAGAGGGAUGCUGGUUUUUUCUUAAUACGGGUUUGCGAAACGGCGGCUAAGCGGGAGAUAACCCAAGAUUAACGAGACCAAUGCAGGAACCGACGAGGGGAGGGUUUCUGGAAGAUGUGGAAGGUGUGCCGGUGUCGAUUGACGAGACGCGAUGAGAAGCGCGUCAGUGGUGUAAUCAAACACCACCAAAAAUGAUGACAACGGGAGGCUUCAAAAUACGCCAACGAGAUCCCGAAACUGUUUCAAAAGGUUCCGAAGACGAAGAUGAAGGAGAUCAUUCAAGCCGAGUAUAAAAGCACACUCUCAUGGAAAGAUAUGCAACAUCACAGAAGGCCCCUCUCUCACUCAGGGUCUUCCUUCAUUUCUGUACCAAGCACUUAAACCCCUGCUGAUAAUCAUCAAUAUAGUUGCCCGUCACUGGGCCGUUGGCAGCUGCAAGACGACAGACUGACUCUCUCUCACCUUCGCGCCACUUUUACCCGCUGACCGCAAAGGAAGAAAAAAACAUACAGACUUCAUAGCCUUCACCGUACUUCCAUAACGGACCAACCCUUACUCCUCACUCAAUUUUUUACCCGUAAACAAAACCUAAACCGACAAAAUGGGUGGAGGUAACGGAGCCAAGGCCGCGCAGAAGCGUGCCCGCAACGCAAAGGAUGCUGCCCCCAAGGCCGCUUCUCAGCUCAAGAGCAACGAGAAGGCCAUGAACAUCAUCUGCAACAUCUGCAAGCAGACCUUCCUCUCGACCUCCCGCAAGCCCCAGCUCGAGCAGCACUCCAGCAGCGGCAAGCACGCCGGGAAACACACGUUUGAGCAGUGCUUCCCCGAAUACAAGGAGUAG
This is a messenger RNA of Podospora pseudocomata, 1114 nucleotides long. RefSeq lists its product as uncharacterized. The transcript has 4 exons. The coding region runs from base 875 to 1114 and encodes 79 amino acids. The record is from RefSeq and is a predicted model, not a curated record. NCBI's taxonomy places the organism in Eukaryota, Fungi, Ascomycota, Sordariomycetes, Sordariales, Podosporaceae.